This is a messenger RNA of Adineta steineri, 1011 nucleotides long. Lineage: Eukaryota; Metazoa; Rotifera; Eurotatoria; Adinetida; Adinetidae. The record is from the annotation of a GenBank genome assembly.
AUGUCAGCUAUAGACUCUACUAUCGAUCCUGCUGGUGCAAUUAUCAAGAGUUUACGCGAUGUGCGUGAUCGGGAUCCAUCUUUACACCGAAUGGUGCCUGAUACUGAACCACGUACUCUUGCCCUUAUCGGUUCGUCGCGUGCCGGAAAGUCUACAAUUGUGAAGGUUCUCGGUGACAGUCUCUAUCGACCACCAGGACCACAACUUUACUCAGCUACUCGUCAACCGGAGCAGCAGUGGAUUGGUGGCCUACAAAUUGUAGACAUGCCAGGAUUUUAUGACAAACAGAAACACUUAAGUUCAUUACUGACUAAUGAAGCUAUUUUUGAACAGUUACAAAAUGUAAUGAGCACAGUAUCAAUCGAUCUAUACGCUUUUGUCUUCAGUCUUAUAAAUGGAAUCAAUGAUGAAGAUAUUCAAUCGAUGCUUGUUGUGAAAGAAAAACUACCUCAUCUUAGUGAGAGGAUGAUGUUGGUGGUGACACAUUGUGAAGAACUUUAUCAAGACCAAAAAAACGAUUUAAUCAAGGAUUUCUUUAACCACCCAGAUGUCGUUCAUCAUGACUUGCGUAAAUUUUUCAAGCAAGGUACUUUUUUCAUUGGCUGUAUUCGAUAUGAAUCGCUUAAGCAGCAAAAUCGACGCGCAAUAACCUUUGAACACACAAACGUUCUUCAAAUGCGAGAUUUGCUACUCGAUAAAUGUCUAAUAACAGUUCCUAACACGAACAACAACAACCAACAGACUGUUACAGCCAAUAAUGAUGUAACUCUCCCUCUUUAUCAACAAGGAGGUACACAUCACGAUAACACUGAUGAGCAAACAAUCAAGAAUUCGAGUUUUGGUGAAAGUGAUUGUUGCUUUUGUUGCUGUCAUUGCUUACGUACAAUUUUUUCUUGUGGAAAAACAUGUUUGUGUUGUUUUGCUCUUUGCCUCAUAGGUUGCUACUAUGUAGUUAAAAUGCUUUCCACCGCUUCCGCCGCAUCAGUACCUGAUGAAAAGAUAGCUGAUUGA